CAACUCUCUCUAAAAGACGUCCCUUCCUAUAUAUACGUAAGCUCUUAGGUUCUUCCUCCCCCGAAGCUCACGCUACAUAUCAAACCAUCAUCCCUCAACAUCCCGCACUGCAAACUCAUCAUGUCUGUUUUCCUGUUUGUAGGGUUUUCUGUUAUCUUGUAUGUCUUCCUCUCCCUCAUCCACCAAAACAUCAGCAAGAAAACACCAUCUUGCCAUGGCCCUCCUUCUCAUCCCAUCAUAGGAUGUCUCCUCUCUUUCUACCGGAACCGUUUCCGCCUCCUCGACUGGUACACAGACCUCCUGUCCCGAUCCCCCACCCAGACCAUCGUCAUUAACCGGCUCGGUGCGUGCCGAACCGUUGUCACCGCCAACCCUAGCAACGUCGAGCACGUCCUCAAGGCCAACUUCCACAACUACCCAAAGGGCGUCCCCUUCACCAGCAUCCUUGGCGACUUACUCGGCUGCGGCAUCUUCAACGUCGACGGUUCUCUCUGGACCACCCAGCGCAAGCUCGCCAGCCAUGAGUUCAGCACCAAUUCGUUGAGGGACUUCAUCGUGCAGAAGCUUGAAGCCGAAGUCGAGAACCGGCUCUUGCCACUUCUCCAAGGCUAUGCCGAUACUGAUCGAACCCUCGAUCUUCAAGACUUGCUCAGGAGGUUCGCUUUCGACACCGUGUGCCAAGUGUCUUUAGGCACUGACCCAGAUUGUCUCGACCUCUCGUGCCCACUGCCUCCUCUGGUGACUGCCUUCGAUGACGCGUCGAGGAUAUGCGCAAUGAGGGCUGUCUCUCCAGUGUAUCUGGUUUGGAAGAUCAAGAGGGCGUUGAGCAUCGGGUCCGAAAAGAAGCUUGCCGAAGCCGUCAAGCUCGUGCAUGGGGAUAUACUCGAUAUAAUCCGGAACAGGAAGAAGAAGCUGCUCCAAGAUAACGAUGAUCAGCAGAUAAAAUAUGACGGUGACCUCUUGUCGCGGUUUAUUGCGGCCGGGCACAGUGAGGAGAUGGUGCGGGACAUGGUGAUAAGCUUCGUGAUGGCUGGAAGAGACACCACAUCGGCGGCCAUGACGUGGCUCUUCUGGUUGCUCGCCCAGAACUCGAAUGCCGAGCAAGCGAUCAUGAGCGAAGUUGACUCGAUUCUUGACCGGAGCAAUAACAAGUGCUUGGACUUCGAAGCCUUGAAGGAGAUGAGGUUCCUGAAGGCAUGCCUUUGUGAAUCGAUGCGGCUUUACCCGCCGGUCGCGUGGGACUCAAAGCAUGCCGCGGUCGAUGACGUGUUGCCGGACGGGACCCCGGUGAGGAAGGGGGAUAGAGUGACGUACUUACCGUACGGGAUGGGGAGAAUGGAGGAGCUGUGGGGGAAGGAUCGGUACGAGUUCAAACCGGACCGGUGGCUGGUCGGACCGGGAAUGGAAGGUAGUCCCGAGGGGGAGUUGAGGGCGGUGAGUCCAUACAAGUACCCGGUUUUCCAGGCCGGUCCAAGGGUGUGCCUCGGGAAGGAGAUGGCCUUCAUCCAGAUGAAGUACGUGGUGGCAUCGAUCUUGAGGAGGUUCGAGAUCACACCGGUUCCGGAGAACCGGCCCGUCUUCCUUCCCCUGUUGACUGCCCAUAUGGCGGGGGGGCUGAAGGUUGCGGUCAAGAAGAGGAACUAAUCGGAAGCUGCCAAGCUGUUGCAACGAAAGGAGCUGGAGAGUACAUAAGAUAGGGUCGGCGGCAGGGUGAAUGCGCGUCGUUUUUGUAGCUUUAAAGCCUCAAUCGAUUCAGUAGAUUGAUGAAGUAGUGUUCAUGUGGACAGAAUGCCGUCUCCUAUCAUUGCCUCGGUACAUGAAUAUCUACAUAAUAACACGGCCUGGUGGAGAAUGGACCAAAUGCACAGAUAAAUAAGUUAGUGGAGAAUAAAAAGGGUUAUUAGGUCCCGAUGGAUGACCUCUAGGAAUCCAAAGCCAUUCUUACAUGUAUCAUUGUGUGAAUACGAUGAUUUACUUGAGUGAUUGAUGUCAAA
This is a messenger RNA of Syzygium oleosum, 1994 nucleotides long. RefSeq names its product cytochrome P450 94B3-like. The record is from RefSeq and is a predicted model, not a curated record. The coding region runs from base 121 to 1644 and encodes 507 amino acids. Lineage: Eukaryota; Viridiplantae; Streptophyta; Magnoliopsida; Myrtales; Myrtaceae. Gene Ontology annotation, molecular function: monooxygenase activity; oxidoreductase activity, acting on paired donors, with incorporation or reduction of molecular oxygen; heme binding. The transcript has a single exon.